Molecule: messenger RNA, 2242 nt
Organism: Astyanax mexicanus (Mexican tetra)
Lineage: Eukaryota; Metazoa; Chordata; Actinopteri; Characiformes; Acestrorhamphidae
Gene: fam221a
Product: family with sequence similarity 221 member A
Exons: 7
Coding region: 90-908 (272 amino acids)
Source: RefSeq, a predicted model, not a curated record
AGGACGUGCUAAAGCCUGUUGCCUAGCAACGCUGAAAGCCCAAACACCUGAGUUUAGCUUAGCUGCUAACUGUUGAUGUUUCCCUGUAAAUGGAGAAAAUCAGGUGCAGUCAGAGCGCGGCGGAUUCAGUAGAUCAGUAUGUGGAAUACCGCAGAAUCGUGGGGGAGGAUGAUGGUGGGAAACUGUUCUCCGAGGCUGAAUAUGAGGAGUAUAAAAGGAGGGUGUUACCGAUCAGAGCGAGGAACCGGCUGUAUGUGAGCUUCGGCGUUCCCGGGAAAAUAGACUGCAAGCUUAUAGGACCGGAAACACCUUGCUUUUGUUCACACAGAUUUAAACAGCAUCAGACGGAUUUUGAGGAGCUUCCAGAGGAGACGCCCAUCGCUUUACCCUGCAGAGUUCAGGGCUGUCGCUGUGGAUCCUACCAGUACGUCCACCGCAGCGGCUCCCAGCCCGUACGCUGCCGCUGCAAACACCUGCCCAGUGAUCACAGUGAAGCUGCACAUCACCUGUGCAGGAAGUGUAACACCUGCACUGGGUUUCUGAGCCCAUACACCUGUGGAUGUGGAGAACCGGGCCACGCCCACGUGACACUGGUAGAAACCAGAGCUCAGCGGGAGGCACGGGGGCUGCCGGUGGGCAUGGACAUGCCAUACGCAGCUAUGGGCGGCCUGACUGGGUUCAGCUCAUUAGCAGAAGGCUACCUGAGACUGGACCCCAGUGGCUCAGGCCUUUCUCCACAUGACGUCUCACAACCUUCCCAAGCUGAGCCGGGUACAGCACCUGAGGGAGCUUAUGGAGCUUAUAGAGCUUUAUCAGAGACCUCAAAAGACCUGAAGCAGACGGGUGAAGAUGUUAUGGGUUAUAAUGAGAGACGCCAAGGAAAGAGUCAGAAAAGAGAAGAACAGUAAACGUGAGGACGUGAAGUCCAGUGGAGCGCUGAUAAGGGUAGAAGGGAAAAGCCUGCAGCUCUGAUAGAGCUUUAUACACUAGUGCAUCUCAAAAAAUUAGAAUAUCUUUGAAAAGUUAUUUUAUUUCAGUAAUUCAGUUGAAAAUGUGAAACUCAUAUAUUAUCUAGAUGUAUUAAACACAGAGUGAUCUAUUUUUAGCGUUUAUUUCUGUAAUUGUUGAUGAUUAUGGAUUACAGCCAAUGAAAACCCAAAAAUCAGUGUUUCAGAAAAUUAGAUUAUAUAAGACCAAUUGGUACUUUUGGCAGUGUGGGCAGUGUGCCAAGUCCUGCUGGAAAAUGAAAUCCUGCUAAGUUGUCAGCAGCAGAGGGAAGCAUGAAGUGCUGUAAGAUUUUGUGGGAAAACAAAACUGCACUGACUUUAGACUUGAUAAUAAAACACAGUGGAUCAACACCAUCAGAUGACAGACAUGUCUCUCCAAACCAUCACUGAUUGGUGGAAACUUCACACUAGACCUCGAGCAGUUUGGACUGUGUGUCUCUCCACUCUUCCUCCAGACUCUGAUCCCAUUAUUUACUUUAAAUGAAAUGUAAAAUUUACUGAUGAUCAGUGAUGGUUUGGAGAGUCAUGUCUGUCAUCUGCUGGUGUUGAUCCACUGUGUUUUAUUAUCAAGUCUAAAGUCAGUGCAGUUUUGUUUUCCCACAAAAUCUUACAGCACUUCAUGCUUCCCUCUGCUGAUAACUUUUAUGGAGAUGAGGAUUUCAUUUUCCAGCAGGACUUGGCACACUGCCCACACUGCUGAAUGUAGCAAUAGGUCUAAUUCAAUUGGAUAAUGUUCACACUUUCUGAGAUUCUGACUUUUGGGCUUUGAAAUAGAUCACUCUGUGUUUAAUACAUCUAUAUAAUAUAUGAGUUCCACAUUUUGAACUGAAUUACUGAAAUAAAGUAACUUUUUAAUGAUAUUCACAUUUUUUAAGAUGCACCAUUAAAUGUCCUGUAAAUCAGAGUUGGCAACACUGUUGGCAAGACGUUUGGCUGACCCACAUGGAAACAGCAGCUUUAGCCUUUAGCUCAGAUUAACAUGAUUAAGAACUGAGUCUCAGUUUCAGCAGAGAAGAGAAUUAGAAUUAGAGUAAUAAAGUCAUUGAUAAAGAUAAAGAUAAAAUAAUAAAAGCAGUUUUUACAUGGGUAAUACAUCACUGCAGGUACUGGACUAGUGUGGAUGACACUCAAAUACUGCACUAAAAUAACUGCAAAUAAAUGUUAUUUCUCUGUGUAAUGUUAUGAAAUGUAUAAAUAAAUUGUUUUACAAGAAUAAAAAUAAUAAAUUAAAUAUA